This is a messenger RNA of Myripristis murdjan (pinecone soldierfish), 2772 nucleotides long. It is a transcript of the gene hs3st4, whose product is annotated as heparan sulfate (glucosamine) 3-O-sulfotransferase 4. The record is from RefSeq and is a predicted model, not a curated record. Gene Ontology annotation, molecular function: [heparan sulfate]-glucosamine 3-sulfotransferase activity. Lineage: Eukaryota; Metazoa; Chordata; Actinopteri; Holocentriformes; Holocentridae. The transcript is spliced from 2 exons. The coding region runs from base 824 to 2092 and encodes 422 amino acids.
AGCUUUCUGCUCCACUGUUUUGACGUUUAUAGUCUACUUGUGCACGAAUAGAGAAAAAAAGUGGGUGUACACUUUAGUUGUGCUGUGUGGCUCCACAGUGCUUCAGUUCAGAUGAGCUCACCCAGCCGAUGCGCACAUCAUAGGAUCCUACCAAUGUGAAAAGGCACAAGGACAGCAAGCAGCGUCCCUCAGCAGGAGGAGUGAAUGCAUAUGUGCAGCGGCUGCACAAAGUAAGUAGUCGGGAGGCAGAGGAUUGUGGAGCCAUACGUCUCUGGUUGGACAGAUCCAGUUGAUAUAGUCUGGCUGGAUGGAUGUGAACCCACUGUGGUGUUUGCCAGUGUAUCGAGGACUGGACUGGACUCCGAAUUGAACGGAUGAAAACAAGCCUACAUCCCACUUCAAACACUCUGCUGCUCGCUUUUUUCUUUUUCUUUUUUUUCCCUUGUAUAAAAUGCCAGGACUUCGUCCAUCAUACUCUGCACAGUUCAAACCAGGCUGCUCAUUUGGAAGGACGCCAGACCCCCAGCCUUUCAAAUCUGCAAGUUCAGUCCAAUAAAUUGUGACAUUGUCUGUCAGCCUUGGAAUAAGAAAUCGAUACUCAAGAAAAGGGACGCGAUAUUCUUCCGGAAUUUUAACGAUCUAUUUCCCCCACUAUCCUUAUAAAUAUGCGAUUCGGUUGGAUUAGGUUGGUGUGGUCCAGCUUCACGCUUUUUCAGCUGGAGCAGUGCUGAUAGUGACUGAUUAUUGUUGUUGAUUUGUCCAUGCAAGACUCGGGGUGGAAACAUGUCUGGCCACUUCUUUGAGAGGAUCACUGCUAUCAGAGAUGGCAUUUUGGUCCAGCACUUCGGUUUUCACCUCUAAAGUGCCCCGGAAAAUAUUAUUCAUGUUCACCCUCUCCCUCUCUGUCACCUACUUAUUCUAUAGCUUGAUGAGCUGCUACAACUCGCUGCAGUUCCCUCUGCAAGAGAACUACGUGUAUCAAGGGAGGCUGGUGACUGAGGAGACAACUUUUGUGACAUUAAGGGAAAAACUUUAUUACGCUUCGACCCAGGGCUUUCCCGAGGAGGAAUUUACCGAGGCCGCUGCCGCUGAGAAAACCACUGCGAUUUCCACCAUAAAGGAUCAUGCUGAAGCCGAACAAAGGACACUGGAGUGGAUUAGGACUCAGGCGUCUCCAACUAAAUCAGCGUCGGUGUAUCACACUACCGCUCUGGAGAGGGAGCACCAGGAAUUCAGCACCACGGACAGCGAACUCAGGGUGAACUGCACGUCGGAUUAUGGGGAGAAGAAACUUCCCCAAGCCAUCAUCAUCGGGGUGAAAAAAGGAGGAACCAGAGCCCUGCUGGAAGCUCUGAGAGUCCAUCCGGACGUCAGAGCCGUGGGAAAUGAGCCACAUUUCUUCGACAGGAACUAUGAGAAGGGGCUGGACUGGUACAGAGACCUGAUGCCUUCAACGCUGGAGGGACAGAUCACCAUGGAGAAGACACCCAGCUACUUUGUGACUAACCAUGCCCCGAAGCGCAUCCACUCCAUGGCCAGGGACAUCAAGCUUAUUAUCGUGGUGCGUAAUCCUGUCACUAGAGCCAUUUCAGACUAUACGCAGACUUUGUCCAAGAAACCUGAGAUCCCGACCUUUGAGGUGCUGGCUUUUAAGAACCGGACGCUGGGUCUUAUAGAUGCCUCAUGGAGCGCUUUGCGUAUAGGAAUAUAUGCACUCCACUUGGAGAGCUGGAUGCAGUACUUCCCUCUCUCGCAGAUGCACUUUGUCAGCGGAGAGAGGCUUAUUGUUGAUCCUGCCGGCGAGAUGGCCAAAGUGCAGGACUUCCUGGGACUCAAGCGGAUCGUCACGGAUAAACAUUUUUACUUUAAUAAAACAAAAGGAUUUCCUUGUCUGAAGAAGCCGGAGGACAGCAGCGCUCCCAGGUGUCUUGGCAAGUCUAAGGGGAGAACUCAUCCGAAAAUUGACCCUGACGUGAUUCGGCGGCUGCACAAGUUCUACAAACCCUUUAACAUGAUGUUCUACCAAAUGACUGGCCAGAACUUUGAAUGGGAGCUGGAGGAGGGCAGUGAAUAUCAUAGCUCUCAGGACUAGCAGACUGCGGCAUGGCACGGCGCAGCCACACCACCAGCCUUCUCAAUAAAACAACUAUCGCAUUGCUUCAUGUUCAGAAAGAGUGCUUGAGCACGCCAACCAGUCAUGGCUGUCUUUGCAGUGUCUGUAUCCAUAAGCAAGAGUUUACUGACAUGCUUUUUUCUCUCUCUCCCUCAGUACUAAUGUUGUUGAUGAUGGCAGAACAUUAUUGUAUAUAUUAUACAUAAAAUAUAUUUAUAUUUGUGAAAAGGAGAUGAUUUAUUCCUUUUGUUUUUAAAGCACAGAGCUGAUAUAAAAAUCAUAUUGACUAAUGGCAAUGCAUGCGAUAAGUUAAGUGUCCUUACCUCAUGAGCCCUAAGGGUAAACUCUGCCUGUUUCUUCUCCCUUUACUUUCCCUGCAGUUUGUUGCCCUCACGCCCACUCACCAGCAUACAGUACAAAAAGACAUUCUAUUCUAAUGGCUGAGGCCAUGAAGUGCUAUGUAUUAUUUCUUUUAACACUGUCCUGCUGCUGUAGAAAGAAAAAAAAAAGAAGAAAUGAUAGACAUAUAGUACAAUAAUCCUUUGACAUGCACUCAUCUUUAAGUUGUCAGUGUUUGUAUUCUGAGUGAGGACAAUCCUGUUUUGUGUCAAUCUAAGAUUACCAAAGUGUUAAUUUCCUCUAUCGAUAUUUCAGUUAUU